AUGCCCGACUGGCGAAGCGACUACCUCGCCUCCCUGCGGGAGGCCGAGAGCAGCAAUCCCGUGAACAAGGACCUCGUCGAAGCCUGCUCGCAGCUCGUCGACCGCGUGGCCGCGCUCGAGGCCGAGAAGGCCGUGUGGCAAGCGGCGGCGGCGGCGGCGGCUCCUCAGCCCUCGCCGUCGGCCAGAGCUCCUCCUCCUCCUCCUCCCCCUACCGCUGACCCCGACGCCGCGCAGCUGCGGCUCGACCUGGCCGAGGCGCUGCGCGCGCGGGGCCAGCUGCAGGCCCGGCUCAGGGCCGCCGAGGACGAGCUGCGCGGGCUGCGCGCCCGGGCCAAGGUCGACGCCAAGCGCGUCGCCGACCUGGCCGCCGAGCGCAAUAGUAUUCAGUCGCGGCUCAAGGACCGCAACGAGGAGCUGGCCGGCAAGAACAAGCUGCUGAAGGACGUCCAGGACGAGAACCUCACCCUCAACAUCCAGCUCGACGUCACCGAGCAGAAGGCGGCCCGGCUCGUGGCCGACAACAAGGACCUGGUGGACCGGUGGAUGCAGAGGAUGAAGCACGAGGCCGACGCCAUGAACCUGGAGAACGAAUCGCCUGGCAACGUGAGCAAUAGCACUAAGAGUCGGAGGUGA
This is a messenger RNA of Durotheca rogersii, 633 nucleotides long. Its product is annotated as autophagy protein 16. NCBI's taxonomy places the organism in Eukaryota, Fungi, Ascomycota, Sordariomycetes, Xylariales, Xylariaceae. Bases 1 to 633 code for a protein of 210 amino acids. The record is from RefSeq and is a predicted model, not a curated record. The transcript is spliced from 3 exons.